AUAUUUUGACAUCGUGUUCUGGACCCAGCUUCUCUCAGUCCCUUUGUAGCUUUCGAUUAAUCACCUGUGCGUGCGUUAUCUCCGUAACUGGUUUAAUCAACAUAGUGCUCUAAUACAAUAACAUUAAGGUAACUGUUACGCGGGCGUCGAGACGCCUGCUGCAACACGGCACGUCAACACACAAAAAUAUUCUCCGCGGUGAACAACUUCUUUGCUGAUUCACCAUUGGUGAAUCAGUUGAAGGGCAUCAUGACUCGACAAACGAGCAACACGGAGCCCGGCCCGCCGGACGAAAGCCGGGCAGACAAUAGGGGGACCCCAUCAGUCAACUUCGCUCUUAGCCCUUCAGAGAGCCAGUUAUCUGAGCGUUCCAUCACCCCGACACAGCGACAGGUCGCCUUCCUGAAGCCGGCUGCCAACACCGCGCUCGACAGGAAGGCUUCGUUAGUCGAUGAGAAUACCGGCAUCACUCGCACGCAAAUGAAAGAAUUCCGUGAAGCAUUCCGCCUCUUCGAUAAAGAUGGUGACGGUACCAUCACUAAGGAAGAACUGGGGCGCGUUAUGCGCAGUCUCGGUCAGUUCGCGAGGGUUGAGGAGCUACAUGACAUGCUGCAAGAAGUCGAUAGCGAUGGUGAUGGAAAUGUUAGUUUCGAGGAAUUCGUCAAUAUCCUCUCUAAGUCAAUGUCUGGAGCCGGUGGAGGGAGCAGCUCUGCUGAGCAGGAGGAGAGGGAGCUGCGAGACGCCUUCAGGGUAUUCGAUAAACAUAACCGAGGGUACAUUUGUGCUUCCGACCUUAGAGCUGUGUUGCAAUGUCUCGGAGAAGACCUUUCAGAGGAAGAAAUUGAAGAUAUGAUAAAAGAAGUAGAUUCUGAUGGCGACGGGCGCAUUGAUUUUUUGGAAUUCGUUCGAGCACUCGGCGAGCCAGAAGACGCAUGUGAUGACGAAGACGACGAGGAUCUUAACGAAGGAACGGACAUACUCCUCGCGAGACCAGUGGCUGCUAAUUAAUUCAUAUCCUAUUUUGUCCUAAGCUUAUGAUUAGAUUAAUUAACAACAGUUGGUAU
Vanessa tameamea is the source of this 1064-nucleotide messenger RNA. RefSeq names its product neo-calmodulin. Gene Ontology annotation, molecular function: calcium ion binding; enzyme regulator activity. The transcript has 8 exons. Bases 250 to 1008 code for a protein of 252 amino acids. NCBI's taxonomy places the organism in Eukaryota, Metazoa, Arthropoda, Insecta, Lepidoptera, Nymphalidae. The record is from RefSeq and is a predicted model, not a curated record.